UUUUCUCAGUAGUGGUGUUUAGACAAACGCAAAAGUUGUUCGUGCGCCAAACAAGAAACAGCUGAAAACUAAUAAUUGUGUCAAAUGUAUUAAAAACUGUUUUUUUAUAAUUCGCUGUCGCAAUUAUGAAGGAGAACGUUACGGAUCGUUUGGAACAUUCAGACGUCCUACUACCCCAGGAGAAAGUACAAAACGGGGAGAUAUUUGUCAUAAAACACGAUGAUCCAGAAAACCCCGAAUUUCGUUGCGAUCAUCUCGCCUACGGUGACGCAGUGUUCGCAAUGGUUGUAGCGGCUCCUCUCGUGGUGGGAAUGUGGCGCAGCUCGUGGGGCAUCAUGGAGCUGCAUCGCGACAUGUUUCCAUAUGCACAGAUAUAUCUCUUGGGUAUCAUAAUACAUAUCUCCUUUGCGUUGAUCAGGUCCUAUCUAAUAUCACGAUCACGGCCGACGUCAGAAGAGGCAAAUAGAAGAUCACGCUGGAUAAGAGAGCGGUUGUUGUCUAGGAUCUAUGGAUACAUUUUCAUCUUGUCAUGUAUAAUGCAUUGGCGCGGUGGUUGGGGACUAUUUGAUAUGCUUGUAGCCGCAAUAAUCCCUGAUAAUGAUGAUCCUCAUAGGCCCGUAUUGAUAGCAGCGUUGACAGUGUUCCUAUACUCUUGCGUUGUCGCACUACGGUCCGCCAGGAACUUGCUCGCGUGUCCAUAUUUCGUCUACACCGAUGGCAAGGUGGAAACAUACCAGUUCGAAACGAGAUUCCGGAGAAAAACAAGCCGUGAGAUGGCGCUGUACGUGCUGGAUUGCAUCUUUUCGGUGACGGUGGUGGGUUCACUAGUGGUAUUCGUGUGGCGCGGCUCUUGGGCUCUGUUGGACAUCUUCUUGUACCCGGACGACCAGGUCCGCUCUUUCUGGACCUCCUUGGUGGGUGGGUACGUGGUUGUUCUGGUGACGUUUGCGCUGCAAGUACCGAUGCGGUGGGCAGCAGCGCGGUUGCACGGCGCGCCUAGACUAUUGCUAGUCGAUGUCUACCAUCUCAUGUCUUUUGUGGCCACUGUCAACGUGUGGCGAGGUGUGUGGGGCUUGCUCGAUGUGUAUUAUUUCCCAGAUCGACCAAAAUUUAGCAACUGGUCCAUACACAUCAUAAGUCUCACUCUGCUUAUUCUGCUGAACUGUUCCAACUCUAUCCUCGUGAGAGGAGUCUACAUCGACGCGGAAGAACCCGCGGGAGACUGCGUCGUAUUCCCCUGUCAUUACCUUCGACUCUUCUUCCACAAAGAGAGAACUAAAAAGAGACACAGCAGGGUACUCGCGGCCGCAGCUUUAGCAGCUGCCAGGAAAACAGAAGAAGCAAGCAUGCUACAAACGCCCGAGGAAAAAGUCUAGCAAGUUCUAUAGACUAUUUGUAGUGCAAAUUGUUGUUACUUAGUUGUAUCUGAUAUCCAGUGGCAUCAGUACUAUGCUGUCCGUGUCCUUGGUAUUGUUGUUUUUUUAUUUAUUAAAAGUGGGAUGUUUAAGCAUAAAUGUGCCUGCAUUUUGUUCGUUUUUUGUAAAAUAUAUUUCAUAGCUUUACAUUGUUAAGUAGAAACUUAACGGUUCAAAGUACAUGAAUUUAAUAACAUUCCCGAAACAAUGUAUGUUCAAAUUGUAUUAGUACUUCAUAUUUAGGUUUGAAAAGCUCUUUCCUGCCUUUUAGAUAUAUUCUUUUUCUAUGAUUUUUUAACACUUAUUUUUGCGUAGAUCUUGAGAUUAUUAUUUUUAAAUAAAUGAACCUUUUUCUUCAUUCAAUAAUUCAUUUAUCAACUGUGCCAUAGACUAUAGAUAAUUACAUCAUCAAUUUUUAAACAAAUCAUCUCAUUUUUUGUGGUUUGUUGCAUUUAUACUAGAAAUCUUCAUAUAAUUUUUGCUAUUUUGUUUAGAACACGCGUAUACAGAAAUCGUGAAAGACGCUCUUCGUUUGUUCGUUAAGUUUGUAUGUGUGUUUUCAUUGGUCCAGAAACAAAAAUAUGUUUUAGUAAAAUAAUAUUAAGUUUAUAAAUAGCAUCACUAUUGUUGUAUGUUGCUUCUUAAAUGAAAACAUAAAAAAUAUUAAAAAAUAAUAAUUGCUGCCUAGAAACAAAACAGCUAAGUAGUGCAAAUAAAAAGUUAGUUAUAUUACAGCUCAAAAUUAUG
Papilio xuthus (Asian swallowtail) is the source of this 2162-nucleotide messenger RNA. It is a transcript of the gene fusl, whose product is annotated as transmembrane protein fuseless. Gene Ontology annotation, cellular component: presynaptic membrane. Gene Ontology annotation, biological process: neuromuscular synaptic transmission; neuron-neuron synaptic transmission; clustering of voltage-gated calcium channels. NCBI's taxonomy places the organism in Eukaryota, Metazoa, Arthropoda, Insecta, Lepidoptera, Papilionidae. The coding region runs from base 126 to 1376 and encodes 416 amino acids. The record is from RefSeq and is a predicted model, not a curated record. The transcript is spliced from 8 exons.